Lepisosteus oculatus (spotted gar) is the source of this 1064-nucleotide messenger RNA. Its product is annotated as histone H2B type 2-F-like. The record is from RefSeq and is a predicted model, not a curated record. Gene Ontology annotation, cellular component: nucleosome. Gene Ontology annotation, molecular function: structural constituent of chromatin; protein heterodimerization activity; DNA binding. Lineage: Eukaryota; Metazoa; Chordata; Actinopteri; Semionotiformes; Lepisosteidae.
ACCUGCAGCGUCACUAUGUAGCUGCAUCGCAGGCGAGGAAAGAUACUGUGUUGUCUUGAAUGCGAAAGAUGCCUGACCCUGCCAAGCUGCCGGUGCCAAAGAAAGGCUCGAAGAAAGCCGUGACUAAAAUUGGGAAGAAAGGAGGUAAAGGCCGAAAGGGACGCAGGAAGGAGAGUUAUGCUAUCUACAUCUACAAAGUCCUGAAGCAGGUGCACCCGGACACCGGGAUUUCCUCCAAGGCCAUGAGCAUCAUGAACUCCUUCGUCAACGACAUCUUCGAGCGCCUGGCCGCCGAGGCGUCCCGCCUGGCUCAUUACAACAAAAGGUCCACCAUCACGUCCCGGGAGGUGCAGACCGCCGUGCGCCUGCUGCUGCCCGGAGAGCUGGCUAAGCACGCCGUGUCCGAGGGCACCAAGGCCGUCACCAAGUACACCAGCUCCAAAUAGAGACCUUUCUCCAACCGCGUCUGGACUGGCGUAGGAUAUUUGGUGCCGCUGAAGGUGGCCGCACUUUGAAUUGACUGUCAUCGGCUGAUAGUGAAGUUCCCGGCCAGACUGAUGACUGGGUUUAGACCGGGUGGAUUUGAUAGACUGUCCCUGAAAUGCAACUCAAAGACGGUGUGUAUUCUGAGCGGAAAUCUGUGGGUAUCGUUUCUUAGUCUCAACUCGGAAAGCGCUCUCUCUCUCUCUCCUGUGCGGAGCUCUCCACGUCAAUUUAAUAGUAGCUGAGCAAUUCGUUUAAAUCGAGCGCAGUUAUGUUCUUUUGCUACUCCCGCCUCUCCGCGGUCUAGCUAUUGGACUUUUUGCCAGAAGGCGAGUCUGUUUUUUUUUUUUUCGUGCCUGGGAUACCCCUUCUUUCGGAAAUCGGCGGUCAGUAUGUGGUUCCCUGCUCCGUCCGGCCUGGACUGGGACUUUGCUGGUUAACUGGGGGAGAUUUAAAAGGACACAGCCGUAACGGCUCAUCGAUUCACAUGCUUGUCUUGGGUCUCAGCUUCCCGAAUUAAGUUCAAGGAAAAAGGGCUUUCUUUUUUUUUAAAGAAAAAUAAAGCACUGCAUCUCCAUGUA